Molecule: messenger RNA, 397 nt
Organism: Paramecium tetraurelia
Lineage: Eukaryota; Ciliophora; Oligohymenophorea; Peniculida; Parameciidae
Exons: 2
Source: RefSeq, a predicted model, not a curated record
AUGUCUAGAGUAUAAAAAGACAGAUUGCUCAAAUUAGGAUUGAAGGAGAAAAAGCUAAUUCGUUUAUUAUAUCACAAGGAUCUAAGUGAGGAGGAUACCAUAUUCUUAAACACAAUAUAUGAAGAAAAACAAUAUUUGCACUUUACGUAUGCGCUUGCACUGCCCUGCAUGAUAUCAUUAAGCACCAAUUACGCAUUGUUUAGAUAGAACUCCAAAUGGAUGUAGGUGGGUUAUGUGGCAGUAAUUGGAUUAUCGAUGCAUUUGUACUGCAAUUCGAAAGUCAACAAUCGAUUUUAUAAUUUAACCCAGCCUUUUUUCAAGAAAUAUGAAAUAAAUUGAGUUAGCUUAUAAUCUUGUAGUUUAUAAUAAAUAAUAUUAAUGACUAAAAAUACAAAAA